CUUAAUUGUAAAUCUUAGUCAAGGUUAGAUUUUUGGCACCCAUUAUUGGCAAAACUGAGCUGGGGUUGUUGUGGUUUUAAGAAAUAAUGUGCCCAUUGCUUGUUCAUAUUAGUUUAUGAGUUGGGUUUAAUGAAUCUAAAAGGAAGCAAGAGGAUAUGGCUUUCCGAGAUUCCAUAUAGGUGACUACAGUUAGUUUGAUCCAAGAAGAUUGCAGAAACAGGUGUUUCUAGCAUGCCUAUUUCCUAAAAUGUCUUGGAUACAAUCUCAAAUCAAGCUAAACAACGGUCCUUUGGGUUACCAUCCUCACUCUCUACUUUCUUCUUCCUCUCCUUCAUUGCCGUACAAUAGUGAUUACCAAAAGCAACCAAACCCUCCAUCAUCAUCAUCAUCUUCAGGUAGUAAAAUAAGCCCAGCUGUUUUGUUCAUCAUAGUUAUUCUCGCUGUUUUAUUUUUCAUAUCUGGCCUUCUUCACUUGCUUGUUAGAUUUCUCAUGAAGCAUAGGUCUCCCUCAUCAGUAUCCGAAUCUAACAGAUACCCAGAAAUGUCAGGGUCUGAUGCUUUCCAACGACAGUUGCAACAACUCUUCAAUCUUCACGAUUCAGGUGUGGAUCAAGCUUUUAUAGAUGCUCUGCCUGUGUUUCUUUAUAAGGAAAUAAUGGGGUUGAAACAGCCGUUUGAUUGCGCAAUUUGUCUAUGUGAAUUCUUGGAACAAGACAAAUUGAGAUUACUUCCUAUGUGCAGUCAUGCUUUUCACAUAGACUGUAUAGACACAUGGUUGAUGUCUAAUUCUACUUGCCCUCUCUGUAGAGGGACCCUUUUCACACCUGGGCUUCCAAUUGAAAACGCAGUGUUUGACUUCGAAUAUCCUAGGCAAGAAAAUAUGUUAUCAAGCAAUGGAGGAACGGGGGUGUCGCUUGGCCCCAAACCAGCAGAGAAUGACAUUGGAAAGAGGGUGUUUUCUAUCAGGCUAGGCAAAUUUAGAAGUUUGAAUAAUGGAAGAGAAGUAGAAGGAGAAGGUGUAUUAAGAGGAGAGGGAGAGACGAGUAGUAGUAAUUUGGAUGCAAGGAGAUGUUACUCACUGGGGUCAUACCAAUAUGUGGUUGCUGAUUCAGAUUUACAAGUAGCUCUAUGCCCCUGUAGAGGAGGCAAUGCUAAUGCUAUGAAGCUUGUGAAAGGGACAAUUGGACAAAAUGGGAAUUCAGCAAAUGAUGGGGAUGUAGAGGGAAAGAAAAUUAACAUUAGAAGUAAAGAUGAAAGCUUUUCUGUUUCCAAGAUCUGGCAAUGGUCUAAGAAGGGUAAAUUCCCAAGUUCUUCAGAUACUAUAGGCUCUUCAUCUGUAACUGUUGGUUUGCCAUGAAUCAUUG
Durio zibethinus is the source of this 1364-nucleotide messenger RNA. The record is from RefSeq and is a predicted model, not a curated record. NCBI's taxonomy places the organism in Eukaryota, Viridiplantae, Streptophyta, Magnoliopsida, Malvales, Malvaceae.